Molecule: messenger RNA, 2418 nt
Organism: Oreochromis aureus
Lineage: Eukaryota; Metazoa; Chordata; Actinopteri; Cichliformes; Cichlidae
Product: deoxyribonuclease-1-like
Exons: 11
Coding region: 251-1186 (311 amino acids)
Biological process (GO): DNA catabolic process
Cellular component (GO): nucleus
Molecular function (GO): DNA nuclease activity
Source: RefSeq, a predicted model, not a curated record
AGCAUUAUGUGGCUGCAGUAAGGAAAUCAGAUUUCACCAGAUUACGUCAUGCUCAUCUGUGGCUCAUACCUGCUGAAGGGCUGCAGCUGAUAGACCCUGAAUGCAGCAUUUCUAGAGGGCGUGACCAACCUGCCACAACCUGGACGGGGAUACCUGAGUCAGGUUGAGACCCGCGCCCACACCCAGCAGGAUACGCUCAGAGUUUUAGCAGCAGACGGUCGUAAUUUGACUCACCUGAACAGAUCCAACCAUGAGGUGGCGCUCUUCUGGUCUUUCCCUCUUCCUUUUGCUCUCCAUCUUUGUCUUGAAGUCAGCAACUGAACUCAGGAUCUGUGCCUACAACGUGCAGAAAUUUGACUCUGCAAAAGCAUCAAACGAGAGACUGAUGCACUAUCUCAAACUGGUCCUGACUCGUUGUGAUAUCAGCCUCUUGCAGCACGUGGUGGAUCCAAACGGUCAAGCCAUUGAAAAGUUGCUGUCUAUGCUCAACAGGGGAUCUGACAGGUAUGAAGAGUACGACUACAAGGCAGUGGCCAGUGAGAGUUUGGGAAACUCUCCUGACGACAUGCAGAAGUAUGUUUUCAUCUACAGGAUGCAGACGGUGAACGUGACGGGUCAAUACCAGUACAGGAGCAAGCAGUCGUUUGUCAGAGAGCCUUUUGUGGUUGGCUUCCAAAGCAAGAAUGCAUCAAUCGACAAGUUUAUCUUGGUCCCUCUCCACAGUGAGCCCAGCAAGGCCGUCCAGGAGAUCAACAAGCUUUACGACGUCUUUGUGGAAGUCAGCAAGAAAUGGAACAACACGAAUGUGAUGUUCCUGGGAGAUUUCCAUGCCAGCUGUGCGUACGUGAAACGAAGUGACAGGAAAAACAUAAGGCUGUUCAUGAAGUCCGAGUUCUCCUGGCUGAUCAGAAACCGAGAGGACACCACUGUUACUGACGCGACCAGCUGUGCAUACGACAGGAUUGUUGUGCAUGGACAACCCUUCCUGAGGGCAAUCAAGCCAUUCUCUGCAAAAGUCUUUGAUCUCGGUGCGGAGUUCAAAAUGUCCAGGAGCCAGGUGGUGCAGCUGAGCGACCAUUACCCAGUGGAAGUGGUAUUAAAGAGCUCCGCCCUCUUCCUUCAGGCCACGCCCCUGAGCCUAACAAUUGCCUCUGUGAUCGUCCGGUCCUUCCUCUCUGCCCUGUGAUCGUCCUGGGCUCUGAAUGCUUUAUAUACUCAUUUGUCUUUUUAUUCCAAAGCCAGUUCACCUUCUAGCUGUGCCAGGAUCACUCAGGGCAGUCCGUCCUUUUAAUACGGAUUUAUUUUAUAGUCCGAGCUUUACUGCUCUUAGACCAAAGUGAAGUGACUGAGCAGUGAGGCAGCUCCAGGAACAGAAAAAUGUGCAAAAUUCAAAUAUGAGACUUUCAGGGUUUUUGGUGCUGAUUUUAAAAUAUUUUAAAUUAAGGUUUUUGCAUCAAGACAAAAGUGCAUCCAACAGUCUUGUUUGUCAUCAGGUGAAAAUGUAAUCUGAUUUUAUUUUUUAGGAGUUCUUCAUUUGUUUUCUUCUUCCUUCCAUCUUUUUCUUGAUAUGUCCCCCUCGGGUCUGUACAGAAACUGAUUUAAAUAUUUAGAAUUUCUCUGAAAAUGUUAAGAUUUUCAUUGUUUGAGAGUUUUAUAAAAUUCAGUAAAGUUUUUUUAAUAGUAAAAUAAAAAAAACAUUCUUAAGAUGUUGUUAUUUUGGACGAGCUGCCUGCAUUGAUACAGGUUCACCUGAAAACACCACAGGGAUGGAUCGAUUACUACAUGAGUUAAAGGGUUUAAAAAAAAAACACACACACACACCUACUAAGAAACACACAAGGGUCAUCAGAUAAUCAGAAAUACAUGCAGCACAGCCACAGAGAUGGAAAAUAUCUACUUUUCAAUAAAUUAUUUAAAAAGCAAAAGCAGAUGAUCCUGUUCCUCAGACAUGGUGAAUCCCCAUCCUCCUGGAGGCAGUGCAGCUGGAAUCUGUCAGAGCAAGCUGUUCCACCAACGAGGAAGACGAGCCACUUCCUCAUUGUAAAGAUCGUCCCUUGUGGUUAAGAUGUGUCACACAUGAACAAAUCCUCUUGACUUGCUGCUUAGUUGUAUAAAUUCUUGUUCAGUGAUUUAAAAAUUCUUCACCUGUUUAGUGUAAGUAUCCACAGAGUCGAGCUGACAAUAACUGGCCUCAGUGUUUCCAUCAGGAGAAGAAUUGCAGUGUAGAUCCUCCGCAGUUAAUGCAGAGAGUUUGCAUACAUAGGGGAACAAAGAUAAAUGUUCAUAUCUGCUGUUGUCUGGUCAUCGCUCUGUCGUUUUUCCUCCCGAUGAAAGCAGACAGGUGUUGGACGUUCUCUCCUGUUUUUUACCCUGAAGCGACCAUUGUUGUGAAAUGGAAUUAAAACUGAGCAGAACGUG